Messenger RNA from Candidozyma duobushaemuli, 450 nucleotides. RefSeq lists its product as uncharacterized. Gene Ontology annotation, cellular component: nucleus; cytoplasm. NCBI's taxonomy places the organism in Eukaryota, Fungi, Ascomycota, Pichiomycetes, Serinales, Metschnikowiaceae. The coding region runs from base 1 to 450 and encodes 149 amino acids. The transcript has a single exon. Gene Ontology annotation, biological process: proteasome assembly. The record is from RefSeq and is a predicted model, not a curated record.
AUGUCAGUCUUUGAGAGCUGUUCCCGAAAAAACAAAUCCCUCUUUGAUUUCAACCACCACCUUCGGGAUGCUUCUGAGAACACACCAGCUUUGCAGGAUACCUUGAGGGCACAAGAAGGUCCAUUGAAUAUUGCUUCCCAGCUCAAUAACCGUCAUCCAUUGGAGUCAAGAAUUCAGAAUUGGGAAAAAACUCAACAUGAAACUAGAAUGGAGACUUACAGACGUGUGUUUGGUGCUGGUGAACCAAUCCGUAGAACCAUGGAGAUGGACCUUGUCGAGGCCACCGACUUUAAACCACAGGUGCUUGGUGGCGCCGACACUUUGCAUAAAGAUAUCUUGAUGAACAGAGAGAGUACAGUUGAUUGGGAAGACAUCUACAAGGGUGGUUUUGAGGCUGGCAGAAACGUUCCAGACUUCCACAGUGAGAUGGAGAAGAGACUUGGAAUCUAA